This is a messenger RNA of Naegleria fowleri, 378 nucleotides long. RefSeq lists its product as uncharacterized. NCBI's taxonomy places the organism in Eukaryota, Heterolobosea, Eutetramitea, Acrasida, Naegleriidae. The coding region runs from base 1 to 378 and encodes 125 amino acids. The record is from RefSeq and is a predicted model, not a curated record. The transcript has a single exon.
AUGCAAGCACUUUCAAUCACUUGCGAUCCAUUAGACACUUCAGGUUUGUUGCACCACAUGUUGCAGAAUGUUUCAAAAGAGACUGUACGUGCAUGUUCCAAGGAAAACCUAGAGUUUUUGGCCAGAAUUUUCAAAUUACAAUUCUCUUCAGAUGAUGAUGAUGAGGAUGUUGAGGCUUUGGUGGAUUCUUUUUUUGAGAGAGGUUACUGUAGAGAUGCAUCUAGCACUUUGGAGGACGGUUCAACAUCAACAACAAGCACGUUAACAUACACCCAAGAACUGGAAAAGGUUAUUGAGGCUCAACAAGAUAUCCUUGAAACAGAAGAUAUAAUUGCCUCUGUCAGUGGUUGCGAUUUACCCUGUAAACGAAGCCGAUGA